AUGGAGGCGCCGCGCGGGCGCGGCGGGCUGGCGGCGCUCUGGUGCCUCGGGCUGCUGGGGGGCCUGGCGCGCGUCGCGGGCACGCACUACCGCUACCUGUGGAGGGGCUGCUACCCGUGCCACCUGGGCCAGGCCGGCUACCCCGUGAGCACCGGCGACCGGAGGCCAGAUGUGGAUGAGUGCCAGGUGCACAACGGCGGCUGCCAGCACAGGUGUGUGAACACACCCGGCUCCUACCUCUGUGAGUGCAAGCUCGGCUUCCGGCUCCACGCGGACGGCAGGACGUGCCUGGCCAUCAACUCCUGUGCCGUGGGCAAUGGCGGCUGCCAGCACAGCUGUAUCCAGCUCACGGUGACCCAGCACCGCUGCCAGUGCCGGCCCGAGUUCCAGCUCCAGGAGGAUGGCAAGCACUGCGUCCGGAGAAACCCGUGCACAGACCGGAACGGUGGCUGUAUGCACACGUGCCGGGCGCUCCAGGGCCUCGCCCACUGCGAGUGCCACGCGGGCUACCAGCUGGCGGCGGACCGCAAGGCCUGCGAAGACGUGGAUGAGUGUGCCACAGGCCUGGCCCGGUGUGCUCACGGCUGCCUCAACACUCGUGGGUCCUUUAAAUGUGUGUGCAACGCAGGCUAUGAGCUGGGUGCCGAUGGCCGGCAGUGCUACCGGAUUGAAAUGGAGAUUGUGAGCAGCUGUGAGGCCGACAACGGCGGCUGCUCCCAUGGCUGCAGCCACAGCAGCUCGGGGCCCGUCUGCACCUGCCCCCGUGGCUACGAGCUGGACGAGGACCAGAAGACGUGCAUUGAUGUCGACGACUGUGCCGACUCCCCGUGCUGCCAGCAGGUUUGCACCAACAGCCCGGGCGGGUACGAGUGCAGCUGCUCUGCCGGCUACCGGCUCAGCACCGAUGGCUGCGGCUGUGAGGAUGUGGACGAGUGUGCCUCCGGCCGAGGUGGCUGUGAGCAUCACUGCGCCAACCUGGUUGGCUCCUUCCAGUGCUCCUGCGAGGCCGGCUACCGGCUGGAUGAGGAUCGCAGGGGCUGUACCCCCCUGGAGGUGCCCGAGGUGGGCCUGGACGGCCACCUGCCCCUGGUGCGGCCCCUCCCGCCCAUCACAGUGCUCCAGGACCAGCUGCCCCACCUCUUCCAAGACGACUACUUCGGGGCCGAGGAGGAGGAGGAGGAGGAGGGGGAGAAGGAGGUAGAGGCCCGGGGCGAACACACACUGGAGGAGAAGUUUGUCUGCCUGGACAACUCCUUUGGCCCCGACUGCAGCGUGACCUGCGAAGACUGCAGGAAUGGAGGGACCUGCCUCCCAGGGCUGGACGGCUGUGACUGCCCUGACGGCUGGACCGGGCUCGUCUGCAACGAGACUUGUCCUCCCGACACCUUCGGGAAGAACUGCAGUUUCUCCUGCGGCUGUCAGAACGGCGGGACCUGCGACCCUGUGACGGGGGCCUGCCGCUGCCCUCCGGGCGUCAGCGGGGCCCACUGCGAGGAUGGCUGCCCCAAGGGCUUCUAUGGCAAGCACUGCCGCAAGAAGUGCCACUGUGCCAACCGGGGCCGGUGCCACCGCCUCUACGGGGCCUGCCUCUGCGACCCAGGGCUCUAUGGCCGCUUCUGCCACCUGGCCUGCCCCCCAUGGGCCUUCGGGCCGGGCUGCUCAGAAGAGUGCCGGUGUGAGCAGAGGAACACACGUGCGUGCGACAGGAGAGACGGCCGCUGUGCCUGCAAGGCGGGCUUCAGGGGCGAGCGGUGCCAGGACGAGUGCGAGCCGGGCUUCUUUGGACUGGGGUGCCAGCAGGCGUGUACCUGCCCCCUGGGCGUGACCUGUGACCCCGUGAGUGGCAAGUGUGGGGAGCAGUGUCCUGCCGGCUACCAGGGCGAGGACUGUGGCCGAGAGUGUCCGGAGGGGACGUUUGGCCUGAACUGCUCAGGCUCCUGCUCCUGUGGGGGAGCCUCCUGUGACAGAGUCACAGGGCAGUGCCUGUGCCCGCCUGGGAGGACGGGUGGUGACUGUGGGGCAGAUUGUCCUGAGGGCCGCUGGGGGCUCGGAUGCCAGGAGAUCUGCCCGGCCUGCGAGCACGGUGCUGCCUGUGAGCCUGAGACCGGAGCCUGCCUGUGCCGUCCCGGCUACACGGGCAGCCGCUGCCAGGACCCAUGCCCGGCAGGCUGGUUUGGGCCCAGCUGCCAGACCAGGUGCUCCUGUGCCAAUGACGGGCACUGUCACCCGGAGACGGGACGUUGCAGCUGUGCCCCUGGGUGGACCGGCCUCAGCUGCCAGAGAGCCUGUGACAGUGGGCACUGGGGACCUGACUGCAGCCAUGCCUGCACCUGCAGCCCAGGCCACGGGAGCUGCGACGCCGUCAGUGGCCUGUGCCUGUGUGAGCCUGGCUACGUGGGCCCGCAGUGCGAGGAGCGGUGCCCCCAGGGCCACUUUGGGCCGGGUUGUGAGCGGCAGUGCCAGUGUGAGCACGGAGCAGCCUGCGACCAUGUCAGUGGGGCCUGCACCUGCCUAGCUGGCUGGAGGGGAACCUUCUGCGAGCGCGCCUGUCCGGCCGGCUUCUCUGGAGUGGACUGCCGCCAUGCCUGUGACUGCAGCCCCGGGGUCCCCUGCGAUGCCGUGAGCGGCUCUUGCCUCUGCCCUGCUGGCCGUCGGGGCCCCCGCUGCGCCCAGACCUGCCUGGCCCACACGUACGGUCACAACUGCAGCCAGGCCUGCUCCUGCUUUAAUGGGGCCUCCUGUGACCCCAUCCAUGGGCAGUGCCGCUGUGGCCCUGGCUGGACUGGGCCUGCCUGCCUGCAGGCCUGCCCCGCUGGCCUCUAUGGCGAGAACUGUCAGCAUUCCUGCCUCUGCCAGCACGGGGGCACCUGCGACCCUGUCUCAGGUCACUGCACCUGCCCGGAGGGCUGGGCCGGCCAGGCCUGUGAGAUGGAGUGCCUCCCAGGGUCCUUUGGAGCCGGCUGCCAGCACCGCUGCACGUGCCUCAAUGGCGGCCUCUGUGACCGGCACACAGGCCGCUGCCUCUGCCCGGCCGGCUGGGCCGGGGACCAGUGCCAGAGCCCCUGUGCCGAGGGCACGUUUGGGGUCGGCUGUGAAGAGCGCUGUGCCUGCCGGCAGGGGGCCACCUGCCACCACGUCACCGGGGCCUGCCUCUGCUCCCCGGGAUGGAGGGGCUUGCGGUGUGAGAACGCCUGCCCACGGGGCCGGUUUGGAGAGUCCUGUGCCCAGCGCUGUCAGUGCCCGCCUGGUGCCGCCUGCCACCACAUCACCGGGGAGUGUCACUGCCCCCCCGGCUUCACAGGGCCCGGCUGUGAGCAAGCCUGCCCGCCCGGCACCUUUGGGGAGAACUGCGGGCGGACGUGCCAGUGUCCCAGCGAGACCCAGGCCUGCCACCCUGCCUCGGGGGCCUGCGCGUGCGCUGCUGGCUACCAGGGCGCUGGCUGCCGGCAACGGUGCCUGCCAGGGCGGUUCGGACCUGGCUGUGAACAGCUGUGUGGGUGUCUCAACGGGGGCUCCUGUGACCCGGCCACAGGGGCCUGCCGCUGCCCUGCUGGGUUCCUCGGGACAGACUGCGGCCUCGCCUGUCCACAUGGCCGCUUUGGCCCCAGCUGUGCCCACGUGUGCAGGUGUGGGCAUGGGGCGGCCUGUGACCCCGUGACCGGCACCUGCACCUGCCCCCCGGGAAGGACCGGCAUCCACUGUGAGCAUGGCUGUCCCCAGAACCGGUUUGGAGUGAACUGUGAGCACGUGUGCUCCUGCAGAAAUGGGGGUCUGUGUCACGCCGCCAACGGCAGCUGCUCCUGUGGCCUGGGCUGGAUGGGGCCGCACUGCGAGCUGGCCUGCCCCGCAGGGCGCUACGGCCCUGCCUGCCGCCUAGAGUGCUCCUGCCACAGCCAAGGCACCUGCGAGCCCGCUACGGGGGCCUGCCGCUGCGGCCCCGGCUUCUACGGCCAGGCCUGCGAGCACUCCUGUCCCCCCGGUUUCCACGGGGCUGGCUGCCUGGGGACAUGCGCAUGCCAGCACGGAGCCUCCUGCCACCCUGUCAGCGGCCAGUGUCUUUGCCCCGCUGGCUUCCGUGGCCAGUUCUGCGAGAGGGGGUGUGAGCCUGGCUCGUUUGGAGAAGGCUGCAGCCAGCAGUGUGACUGCGAGGACGGGGUGCCCUGUGACCCCGUCACGGGCCACUGCCUAUGCCCCCCGGGGCGCACCGGGGCCACCUGUGACCUUGGCUGCAGAAGGGGCUUCUUCGGGCCAGGCUGUGCCCUGCGCUGCUCCUGUGGGGGUGGGGCCGACUGUGACCCUGUCAGCGGGCAGUGCCACUGCGUGGACGGCUACACGGGGCACACGUGCCAGCAGAGUGGGCCCUCCCAGCUCCCGGAGAGCCUGUCCCCAGACCUGAGCCCAGCGGCCUCUCAGCCAGCGUCUCCCAGACCAGCGCCCGGGCUCGGCAGCAGCGCAGAGGCGCACUAGCUCAGAGGCAGCCCCCACUGAGGCCCGCCUCCCAGGAGCCGCAGAGGGGGCCCCGGGGCUUAGGAGGCGCCUGCCAAGGGGUGCGGUGGGCCAGGACUGUGGCCCCGCCCUGUCUCGAGGCCUGUGGACAGGCGUGCAGCCUCCGGCUCCUCAAGGGUGGUCUUGCCACGAGGAGGCAGGCCCCACCUUGCCGGGAUCUGCCCGCCCAGGGCGUGGACCACGGGGCUGAGGAAGCCCCGCCCCUCCCACCGCCCUGGGGCAGGGCCAAGGGCAGGUGUUGGGGCAGGUGCGGGCAUGAGGCCCCUGCCCUCCCAGCAGGUUCUUCUGGUGCUAGGCCCCGGGACAGCUACCGCCCAGCCCGUUCACCAGGAAACACAGCCGGGCCGUGUUUAUGUGAUUUAUGGGCGGCCCGACUACAGGGUUGCCCGUCUCCUGCCCCAGGACGCCCUGACUCGGGGCAGCGGGCUUCGGUACCAUGUGAAACCAGUAAGUUAAGAAAGGAGCAGCUGCUUCCUCGAGGCUGUGCGUCUGCUGCUUUGUGCGGGCUCUGCGCGGUGGCCUCCCAGGCAUGCUGGCACGAGGCGCUGGGACAGGAACCUCUGCCUGACCACUUGCCCUGCUCCUCCCUGGGGACUGAGGUGCCACACAAACGAAGUUGGGGUUUAUCCUGGUUCCAGUGCUCUAGAGGGGCGUGGUGCCCCGAGACCAAGGAGUGCUGGCUCCCAGAGCCUGCGUGUGGGAAGCAUGGCCCCAAGGGCAGGGGUGCUGCUGGGGGCAGCCUGGGAGACCCCCCAACCCCCACUCCUGCCCUGUCUUCAGGGCAGAGCUGAUGAGAGGGUUGGACGCCGUUUGUCACACCGGACAUUUAGGGUCGGGGCUGUAGCCCCCCUCCCCUCCUCUCCAACAGUGCCCAGGCAGCUUAAAUCCCCCAAGGGCAAAGGACCUCGUGGGGCAAAACAGGGCGCAUUCAAGUAAGCCCCGCCCCCUUAGCAGACAACUCGUGAACACCCGGUAGCAGAGGGCGUCGAAUCGCUGGGCCACCAUGUGAAGACUUUGAAGUACGUAGCUGUGAUCAGUGUCCCGGAAGGAGUAAGGGAUGCGGGUGGUAACGUGGUGCAGGAAGAGGCGGUUCGAGAGGGACCAUCGUGAGGAAUGAGGGUGGAGGGCGUGGGAGCUGGAGUUGGCGGAGGCGGCAGGAAUCCGGCCGAAUAAGGGGUUUCCCAGCUCAGGACGCUCCCGGGAGGUGGCAGGGAGGCUGAGAGAGAGGAAACACGAAGGGACGGGGCAGUAGAAAUGGACGAGGCAAGUGUGACACCCAUGUGUCUGAAGUCCCAAAAAAAGAAGGUGAAAACCAUUGAUGUGAAGCAGUGAGUUCUCAAGUCCAAAGUUGGAGGAUCUCAGAUCGAAAAGCACUCCAAGUGCAAAGAAAAUUAAACAAAAUUUAAAAAGCCACAGUCAGAAGAAUUUAAAGAAUAUCAGUGGCAAAGAGAAGUUUUAAAUUAACCAGAGAGAGAGAGCAGGAAUCAGCGUGAUGUCAGGCUCUGCAACAGGAGCACUGAGAGCGGCCGGACGGCGAUGCUCUGUUUGCCAGGUGUUGAGGAAACAGUGUGGAAACUUGAAUUUCAUGACCUUGAAUUGUGUGUCCCGCUAAACUGUCACUGGGAAGCAAAGUCGGCGUCCUUCUCAGCUGUCCGAGGCCCCAGGCGGCCCCAGACGAGAACCAGGCUUGAAAACACGCUUAGAGGAAGUUUCCCGGCAAGAAGAGAAAGCAUGAGAUGGUCCCUGUGUUUCCCACGCGGCCUCGGAAUGAAGAGAAUCAAAAUAGCCACGCUCACCAACAGCAGGAGCGGCCGGCAGGCCUGCCCGCCCCGCAGCUGAGCCUGGUGCAGACAGAGGGCGAUAAGAUGGCGUGACCUCCGCAGAAGCACCGGUAGGAUGUCUGACUCUUAAACGAAGGAAAUUUCAUCUCUCCGACGUUCAGCAGGGAAAGAGGAAAAACAAAGCAGAAUAAGAAAGCAGGUUGAAGCCUAGUGUAAGCAGUUGCAGGGGCUCAAGAACCAGAUGGCCGUGCAUUAAACGUCCUUCAACAGCACUUUGUUUAUGAAAGGCGUCCCCAGAGGGACAGAAACGCAAGCAUGCACGGUGAGCGGGAAGACAGCUGGGCUGUGAGUCCUGCUGUCUCAGGGUGGAAGGCAUCACACGCGGUUGUCUGCAAGCGACACCCGAUGCCCGCAGCAGUAAAGGCCGAGAGACUCACAGAGCAGCGGUGCAUGCGGCGGCGGGGAGUAACCGCCCUGGCGGUUUCAGUGUGCCCUCUACAAAACCGACACAAAACCCAGACAUGCGCGAUGGUGGCGUUGUCGUGCCCCGACACGUGCGCGCUCCGUGUCUGCACGCCUGUAGUCGUGUAUUUAUAUUCGCAUAUAUACGCAUCUUACCUUCACGCUUAUGAACUUUACGCUCAACAAGUGGGAAAUACUGGAACAUUUAACCAAGAGUCUUUCCUUGAAGAGUCAGGAAGAGGAAAACGCCAGCAAGAUUGAUGAUUUUUUUUAAACGUGAAGCAAGAAAAAAAAUUACAAGAGGGUGAACCACAGACAGAGAACAAGGCAAGAGAGAGAAUGCUCCGAACCACGAUGAGCCAGUAACUUUGAAAACGUAGAAAAACGAGUAAGUUUUGGGAAAAUAUGAAGUGCCAGGAUGAGUGUAAGUAGAAAUACAGACUUGAAUAAACCAGUAACUGAAGUGAACGCAGUAGUAGUCACAGCUCUGCUCCUGCCCCGCGGUCGCCUCCCACGUCGCCACCCCAGUGACUCCUGGGACAGAUGUUGGCAGAGGUGGUUGUGCGCGACAUCCAGGACCCCGGGAACCUGACUGAUAGAGUUGCUCCAGAAACAAUAAUAGAGGACACACGACGACCUUUUCAUGGGGCCAGUGCCACCUGGGCUCUGCCACCUGGGGGGGUGGGGGCGGUGGGAGAAAAGGUUACAGACUCCGUGUGUGUGUGUGUGUGUGUGUGUGUGUGUGUGUGAGACAGCCCUGAGGGGAACACGAGCUACUCACGUAGAAAUAUUUAAAAAAAACAUCGACUGGAUCCAGCGGGGCUUGGACUUGACUGAAAUGUAACAGUUUA
This is a messenger RNA of Camelus dromedarius (Arabian camel), 7600 nucleotides long. RefSeq names its product multiple EGF like domains 6 (gene MEGF6). NCBI's taxonomy places the organism in Eukaryota, Metazoa, Chordata, Mammalia, Artiodactyla, Camelidae. The record is from RefSeq and is a predicted model, not a curated record. The coding region runs from base 1 to 4467 and encodes 1488 amino acids. The transcript has 35 exons. Gene Ontology annotation, molecular function: calcium ion binding.